This is a messenger RNA of Macroventuria anomochaeta, 3624 nucleotides long. RefSeq names its product pyruvate carboxylase. Bases 1 to 3624 code for a protein of 1207 amino acids. Gene Ontology annotation, molecular function: pyruvate carboxylase activity; ATP binding; metal ion binding. Lineage: Eukaryota; Fungi; Ascomycota; Dothideomycetes; Pleosporales; Didymellaceae. The record is from RefSeq and is a predicted model, not a curated record. Gene Ontology annotation, biological process: pyruvate metabolic process; gluconeogenesis. The transcript has 7 exons. Gene Ontology annotation, cellular component: cytoplasm.
AUGGCGACGCUUGCAAUUGACAAGAACGCCUCGAGUGCCAUUGACGAGAAUGAAUUCGACGACGAGCAUGGCGAGCAUCACCCUCACAGAAAUUCAGUCCACCACAGGCUGCGAGCAAGCAGCUCCAUCAUGCAACUGAAGAAGCUCCUGGUCGCCAACCGAGGAGAAAUCCCCAUCAGAAUCUUCCGUACCGCCCACGAGCUGUCGCUGCACACAGUCGCAGUCUACAGUCAUGAGGACCGCCUCAGCAUGCACAGGCAGAAGGCCGAUGAGGCUUACGAGAUUGGGCAGCGCGGGCAGUACACACCCGUUGGUGCUUACCUCGCCGGCGACGAGAUCAUCAAGAUCGCGGUCGAGCACAACGUCAACAUGAUCCACCCUGGUUAUGGAUUCCUGUCAGAGAAUGCCGAGUUUGCUCGGGCUGUUGAGAAGGCUGGUCUGAUCGUAAGACCCUCGCCCGAUACCAUUGACGCACUCGGCGACAAAGUCUCUGCGAGACGGUUGGCUAUCAAGUGCAAUGUCCCCGUUGUGCCGGGAACACCAGAUCCCGUCGAGAAGUACGAGGAUGUCAAGAACUUCACCGACGAGUUCGGCUUCCCGAUCAUCAUCAAGGCCGCUUUCGGCGGUGGUGGUCGUGGCAUGCGUGUAGUGCGUAAGCAGGAAGAGCUCGAGGACUCGUUCAAGCGAGCAACAUCAGAAGCGAAGUCGGCUUUCGGCAACGGCACCGUCUUCGUCGAGCGUUUCCUUGACAAGCCCAAGCACAUUGAGGUCCAGCUUCUCGGUGACAACCUCGGCAAUGUCGUUCACUUGUACGAGCGUGACUGCUCCGUACAGCGUCGUCACCAGAAGGUCGUUGAGAUUGCCCCUGCUAAGGAUCUGCCAAUUGAGACCCGCGAUGCUAUCCUGGCUGAUGCAGUCAGGCUGGCUCAGUCAGUCAAGUAUCGCAACGCCGGUACUGCUGAGUUCUUGGUCGACCAGCAGAACAGGUAUUACUUCAUCGAAAUCAACCCUCGUAUCCAGGUCGAGCACACCAUUACCGAGGAAAUCACUGGUAUCGAUAUUGUCGCAGCUCAGAUUCAGAUCGCUGCUGGUGCAUCUCUUGAGCAGCUCGGUCUGACCCAGGACCACAUCUCCACACGUGGUUUCGCCUUCCAGUGCCGUAUCACCACAGAAGACCCCUCCCAGGCGUUCGCUCCGGACACUGGUAAGAUUGAGGUCUACCGUUCCGCUGGCGGUAACGGUGUCCGUCUCGAUGGAGGCAACGGCUUUGCAGGUGCUAUCAUCACUCCUCACUACGACUCCAUGUUGGUCAAGUGCACAUGCCGUGGUUCUACAUAUGAGAUCGCCCGCCGAAAGAUGCUUCGUGCACUGGUCGAGUUCCGAAUCCGUGGUGUCAAGACCAACAUUCCUUUCUUGAUCAAGCUUCUCACACACCCUACUUUCGUCGAAGGCCAGUGCUGGACAACCUUCAUCGACGACACACCCGCGCUCUUCGACCUCAUCGGCUCCCAGAACCGUGCUCAGAAGCUGCUUGCGUACCUUGGUGACCUCGCUGUCAACGGCAGCCAGAUCAAGGGCCAGAUCGGAGAGCCCAAGUUCAAGGGCGAGAUCCCCAUUCCCGUUCUUACUGACAAGAAUGGCAACAAGAUCGACACCUCUAAGCCAUGCGAGAAGGGUUGGAGGAACAUCCUCCUCAAGGAGGGUCCUGAGGGCUUCGCGAAGGCUGUCCGUCAGAACAAGGGCUGCCUCAUCAUGGACACCACAUGGCGUGAUGCCCAUCAGUCGCUCCUCGCCACCCGUGUGCGAACCGUAGACCUGCUCAACAUUGCCAAGGAGACCAGCCACGCUUACUCCAACGCUUGGGCUCUGGAGUGCUGGGGUGGUGCUACUUUCGAUGUCGCCAUGCGCUUCCUUUACGAGGAUCCUUGGGACCGCCUGAGGAAGAUGCGCAAGCUUGUACCCAACAUUCCCUUCCAGAUGCUUCUUCGUGGAGCUAACGGUGUUGCGUACUCUUCCCUCCCCGACAAUGCCAUUUACCACUUCUGUGAGCAGGCCAAGAAGAACGGUGUCGACAUUUUCCGUGUCUUCGAUGCUCUUAACGAUGUUGAGCAGCUCGAAGUUGGUAUCAAGGCUGUUCUCAAGGCUGGUGGUGUUGCUGAGGGUACCGUCUGCUACUCUGGUGAUAUGCUCAACCCCAAGAAGAAGUACAACCUCGAGUACUACCUCAACGUUGUCGAGAAGAUUGUCGGCAUGGGUGCUCACAUCCUUGGUAUCAAGGACAUGGCUGGUGUACUCAAGCCUCGCGCUGCUCGUCUGCUCAUCGGUGCUAUCCGUGAGAAGUACCCUGAUCUUCCCAUCCACGUCCACACGCACGACUCCGCCGGUACCGGUGUUGCCUCCAUGGUCGCUUGCGCUGAGGCUGGUGCUGAUGGUGUUGAUGCUGCCAUUGACAGCAUGUCUGGCAUGACUUCGCAGCCCAGCAUUGGUGCUAUCCUCGCCUCUCUCGAGGGCACCGACUGCGAUGCUGGCCUCGAUGCCUACGCCAUCCGCAGCCUUGACGCAUACUGGGCUCAGCUCCGUCUUGUCUACUCGCCCUUCGAGGCUGGUCUUACCGGUCCUGACCCUGAGGUUUACGAGCACGAGAUCCCCGGUGGUCAGCUCACCAACCUCAUCUUCCAGGCCUCGCAGCAAGGUCUCGGUGAGCAGUGGGCUCAGACGAAGAAGGCAUACGAGCAGGCCAACGACUUGCUCGGCGACAUUGUCAAGGUCACACCUACCUCCAAGGUCGUUGGUGACUUGGCUCAGUUCAUGGUCUCCAACAAGCUUUCCUACGACGAUGUGCUCAACAAGGCUGAGCAGCUCGACUUCCCAUCCUCGGUCCUAGAGUUCUUCGAGGGUCUGAUGGGCCAGCCGUACGGCGGCUUCCCUGAGCCUCUCCGCUCGCAAGCUCUCCGUGAGCGCAGGAAGAUGGACAAGCGCCCUGGUCUGUACCUCGACCCCGUCGACAUUGCCAAGGUCAAGUCCGACCUCAAGGGCAAGUGGGGUGAUGCUACCGAGUGCGACGUCGCAUCCUCCAUCAUGUACCCCAAGGUCUUCGAGGACUACAAGAAAUGGACCACAAAGUACGGCGAUCUGUCCGUCCUGCCCACACGCUACUUCUUGUCGCGUCCUGAGAUCGGCGAGGAGUUCCAUGUCGAGCUUGAGAAGGGUAAGGUGCUCAUCCUUAAGCUCCUUGCUGUUGGACCUCUGUCCGAGCAGACUGGUCUGCGUGAGGUCUUCUACGAGAUGAACGGAGAGACCCGUACUGUCACUGUUGAGGACCAGCACGCUGCCAUCGAGAACGUCUCGAGGCCCAAGGCCGACCCCACGGACAGCAGCCAGGUCGGUGCACCAAUGUCUGGUGUGCUUGUUGAGGUCCGUGUCCACGAUGGCAGCGAGGUCAAGAAGGGUGACCCUGUUGCUAUUCUCAGCGCCAUGAAGAUGGUAAGUCUAUCUUUUCUCCAUGCAUACUUUGAACAAGAAAUGGUCAUCUCCGCACCUCACUCCGGUAAGGUCGGCAACCUGUCUGUCCGCGAGGGCGACUCUGUUGACUCUGGCGACCUUGUCUGCAAGCUCGUCAGGUAA